Molecule: messenger RNA, 1284 nt
Organism: Colletotrichum orchidophilum
Lineage: Eukaryota; Fungi; Ascomycota; Sordariomycetes; Glomerellales; Glomerellaceae
Exons: 1
Coding region: 1-1284 (427 amino acids)
Biological process (GO): protein folding
Molecular function (GO): Hsp90 protein binding
Source: RefSeq, a predicted model, not a curated record
AUGGAAGAAAUCACAGACCAAAUGGCUGACGCCAUGAUCGCAGAGGUCCAGCGCCGCGACGCCGCGGAAGCAGCAGCGGCGCAGUCCGUCCCGGGGGCCUCCAAAGGCGCGGCCUUACCCCCCGGUCACGCCCUGCUGAGCGGCAAGACGGCGGACGAGGUGUUGGCGGACCUGAACAAGUCGCCGCUCUUCAUGACGUCGCUCGAGGACAAUGACGAUGUGGCGGCACUGCAGGCACUCGCGUACGAGGGCACGGCGCGCGAGAACGGCGAGGAGUUUAAAGAGCGCGGGAACGAGUGCUUCAAGGCGAAAAUGUGCGCCGACGCAAAGGAGUUUUACACCAAGGGCGUCGAGAUUCUUGCGCUGGAGGAGAAGAGGAGGGCAAAGGGGGACAAGACGUUUCAUACGGAAAAGGCAAAGGUGGAGGGCGAGAACGCAGACGCAGAGGACGAGGACAGGGACAUUGAGGUCGAGGACGACGAAGAGGAAAUCGCCAAGCAAAGAGCCGUGCUAGAGUCCCUGUACGUCAACCGCGCGGCGUGCCACCUCGAGCUGGGCAACUACCGCUCCUGCUGGACCGACUGCGGUCUCGCUCUGCGGCUGAACCCCAAGAACCUCAAGGCCUACUACCGCUCCGCCCGCGCGCUGCUCAAGGUGGGACGCAUCGCCGAGGCCGACGACGCGUGCGCGCGCGGCCUGGCGCUCGACGAGGGGAAUAAGCCGCUGCAAGCAGUGGCGCGGGACAUCAUCGCGGCUGCGGAGCGCGCCGACGCCAAGGCAAAGAGGGAGCAGGAGCGGAAAGCGGGCGAGAGGCGGCGGGAGAUGCUGUUGAAGGCUGCGCUCGCGGCGCGCGGGAUCAGGACGCGGGUGACGGAGCAGCCUCCCGAGAUGGAGGACGCGCGGAUGAGGCUCGUGCCGGACGAGGAGGACCCGAGCAGCAGUUUGAGUUUCCCCGCGGUGCUGCUGUACCCCGUGCAGCUCGAGAGCGAUUUUGUCAAGGCGUUCAACGAGACGGAGUGUCUUGCGGACCACUUGCGGUAUAUUCUGCCGUUACCGUGGGACGAGAAGAGGGAGUAUUCGCCUGAGGGGGUGGAGUGUUACAUGGAGACGGCCAAGGGCGGGCUGGUCAAGGUGGGCAAGAAGGCGACGCUGCUCAAGAUUUUGAGCGGGGGCAAUGUCGAGGUUGUGGAUGGCAUCGUCAGGGUGUAUGUCGUGCCGACGGCGAGGGCCAAGGGGUGGAUUGAGGAGUUCAAAUUGAAGAAGGCUGCGGAGAAGAGGAGUUAG